AUGCUUUUGCCAGAGGACACGAUAAGUCAACAGAACGCCGAAAUAGAACAGCAAUCUCGGCGCCGACACGUAUUCCUCUUCACCCACCCUAGGACAGCAUCCAAUCUUCUUUGCCGUCUCCUGUCAGAUCAGCCAAACUGGAUGCAGGCAGAAUACCACUUUCGAAACGCAUUCACAUUCGCUCGCAAGUCUUUCAACUGGGGUCCAGUCAUAGAUAUAGACGAGGAACAACGGGUAACUUUCGCGAAUUUGCUUCAGGAUGGGUACAAUGAGCUUCAGCAAUUUCGGGAUGCUACUCGCUUGCAGGGCAAACAUUGUUUCGUCAAAAGCCACCUGCUGCAUAUAUGGGAACCAUCCAUUCUUUCCCAAAGCAUAUGGGGCGGUGAAUCAGGCCCGUCUUUUCCCGCACUAUCUCCUCGCAGAGCAGGCAGUAUGGCAAAAAGAACCAAUCCAACUAUUUUCACAGAUGACUUCCUUAGUGCUUGGUUGCCCGUCUUCCUGAUUCGUCACCCGGCUCUUGUUUUCGAGUCUUGGUAUAGAGCAGAGAGUUCUGCCGGGCCAGUUGACAUAUUCGACAAGUCUUUGGCAUUCUUUACAACCUUCACAUACAUUCGUCAACUCUACGAAUGGUUUGAAGCAAAUGCGUGUAACGAGGCGAACGAGGCGGGCGAAAGCGAGAACGAUGCUCAGGAUCAGCCCUACAUCGGGCCUAUUGUCAUAGAUGCCGAUGAUAUUAUGGAAAAACGCUCAAUAAACAGGCUGUGUGAAAUAUGUGGCAUGGAUGCACAAUCCAUUCGCUAUACAUGGGAAAAGACAACACCUGCUGACGCCAAACUAGCUAGUCGUCGGCGACUAAGUUAUAUGGGUGGAUUCUGGAGCUCAACUUCAAUCGACAAAUCGAAGUCGUCUAGAGGCCUGGACCUAUCAGAAAAACGCAGCCAAUGGAAAGAGGAGUUUGGAGAUGGGGUAGCGAACAGGCUUUACGAUCUUGUCCAGAAUGCCAUGGCGGAUUAUACCUACUUACGAGAUAGAAAGAUCUAA
Molecule: messenger RNA, 1041 nt
Organism: Pochonia chlamydosporia 170
Lineage: Eukaryota; Fungi; Ascomycota; Sordariomycetes; Hypocreales; Clavicipitaceae
Product: sulfotransferase family domain-containing protein
Exons: 2
Coding region: 1-1041 (346 amino acids)
Source: RefSeq, a predicted model, not a curated record